CUGUCUCUCAUCCUGGGGAGAGGAUAGAGAGAGACAAGAAAGAAUUGAGUUCUGCUUUCGAAUCGUGCACUCGAGUGAGCAAUUGGAUAGAUAGAGAGAUAUUAAAGCUGUGUCGUCGACCUGGGAGGGUAGAUUUAUCGCCUCCUCGCAUUAAGGGUGCCCAUUAAAAUGGGCCACGAGAUGAAGUUGGCACUUGCCUUCUUGUGCUUCACUUCGUUUUACGUCACCGUCGCUCGCGCUUCCGCCUUUUGGGAAGACUUUUACGUGAAUUUUGGUGACUGGAUGGUCGAGUAUCCUGGUGAUGAAAUCGAAGCUGGAAACAUCGUCGAUCUCCGCCUCGACAACACCACCGGAUCCGGCUUCCGAUCGAAGUAUCCUUUUCUCUAUGGGCACAUUGGCAUGAAGCUAAAGCUGGUGGGAGGGAACUCAGCUGGAACUGUUACCUCAUACUACCUUGCUUCCAAGUUCGAGAAAUGGUGUGAGCUAGACUUCGAAUUUCUCGGAAACAAAUCUGGCGAGCCCUACAUUCUGCAAACCAAUGUCUUCUCGGAAGGAAAGGGCGAUCGCGAGCAGCGCAUUUUCCUUUGGUUCGACCCUACCGAAGAUUACCACUACUACGGCAUCAUCUGGAACCAGGACCUCAUCCAGUUCCUUGUCGAUGACACUGUGAUCAGAGUAUUCCACAACAGCAAGGAUUUGGGAAUCCCAUAUCUGGAUUAUCAACCCAUGUACGUCUACUCCAGCAUCUGGAACGGAGAGGACUGGGCUACUUGCGGUGGAAAGGAGAAGACCGACUGGAAUCUGCAGCCAUUCGCUGCAUCUUACAAGGAUUUUGAAAUCGACUCAUGCACAGUUCAUGAAGACCAUAACGAUAUCCACGACUGCUACGAGAAGUUGUACAGCAGUGGGUACGGUCAACCUGAGAAUCGCAAGCUGAGCCAGAAGCAGAUCCAGGAUUUGAAGAGGAUUCAAUAUAACUAUGUCAUAUACGACUACUGCACUGAUGCGAAGAGGUUCAACACCACUCCACCGGAAUGCGCCAGAAACUGGCCGCAGUACUGAUUGAUUAGAGUGAAUUAGGAAUCAAUCUGGGAGCAGUUACAUCGUUCCAGUAGGAAACCUUUGCAAUCUCAUUCAACAUGUUAGCUCGUUGAACUUUUAGUACGGUGAAGCUCAUCAAAAAGGAGUUGAUUCGAGCUGAAUCAAGAGCUUUCUGAUCACGUGUAACAUCUUAGCUACACACACUGACAGUUUCAAAGAUUGCAGUGGUGCACUUAAUUGAAGCCAACUUCACUCGUGCUAGGAAGUUCUUAACUUCCAAGAAGAGUUUGAUAGAAGUAGCAGAAUCCAGAUUCUAGAGUAAGGGAAUAAGAAUAGACUGUGCAAGAGAUUUAAAGACAGUGACAAACUGGCAGGAAGAGUCCUGCCUUUGAGACUAGGUUUCUGAGGUUUGCACAUACUGUGCAUUUGUGUCUUAAACUUCAUAAGUAAAUCUCCAUGUCAAUCUCAAUUCAC
Marchantia polymorpha subsp. ruderalis is the source of this 1515-nucleotide messenger RNA. The record is from the annotation of a GenBank genome assembly. NCBI's taxonomy places the organism in Eukaryota, Viridiplantae, Streptophyta, Marchantiopsida, Marchantiales, Marchantiaceae.